AUGAUGGGACCCCCGCGGAAAAUGCCGUCACGGCUUUCGGCGUCUAGGAUUCUUAGUUAUGACAAGGCCGAGCGGAGCUCUAGCGCACCGCCUAGUUAGUUCUUUCUGACUGGAUAAAGUUUCUCUAACUUACUUACGACUUUACAUAGCUAAUCAAUCAAAGCAUUCAAAACAACUAUUUAUAUCCUCUUUCUCCGCAUUUGAAAGUCUCUUAUCUUUGGAAUUCAGUUAAUCGCUAUGACAAGAAUUCCGCCUUCCUUGAUCAAAGUCGCAACGACGUUGUCAAACUAGACCCAUGGCGGACGGAGUUAGAUCAACUGCGGCUGAACAAUACCAGGUACCAGCCCAAUGCUCUUAAAAGCAGCUGA
Caenorhabditis auriculariae is the source of this 368-nucleotide messenger RNA. The record is from the annotation of a GenBank genome assembly. NCBI's taxonomy places the organism in Eukaryota, Metazoa, Nematoda, Chromadorea, Rhabditida, Rhabditidae.